This is a messenger RNA of Chenopodium quinoa (quinoa), 2085 nucleotides long. RefSeq names its product nucleolin 2-like. Gene Ontology annotation, molecular function: zinc ion binding; RNA binding. The record is from RefSeq and is a predicted model, not a curated record. The coding region runs from base 87 to 1778 and encodes 563 amino acids. The transcript is spliced from 4 exons. Lineage: Eukaryota; Viridiplantae; Streptophyta; Magnoliopsida; Caryophyllales; Amaranthaceae.
ACAUAAACAAUUGGUUGGCAAAGGGUUUUAUUCUGGAGUUAGGGGUUUAAGCAUUGAAGCAGAAAAAACUCAUCGAAAUAGAAGAAAUGGUGUUAUCAAACAAGAAAUUGAAGCAGCAAAUAAAAGCUAAAUUUGCAGAAAUUUCAAAUUCAAAGAACCCAGAUUUCGAAAUCGUAAAAAACCCAGAUUUCGAAAUUGUAAAAAACCCAGAAACCCCAAAAUCACUGAAACAAUUGCUCGAUUCAACAACCCAGAAACCCAGAUUAUCAAAGAGAGAAAAACGCAGGGAAAAUCUAUCAACUGGUGAAAAUAACGAUAUUCAUGUUGAAAAAUCUUCAAAGGGGAAGAAAAGGAAGAGAGAGAAAGUGGGUGUUGAAGAUGAGGGUGGAGUUGAGCUUAAGGUUGACGAGAAUGGGGGUGGAGUUGAGCUUAGGGUUGACGAAAAUGGCGGUGGAAAGCUUGAGGUUGUUGCAAAUGGCGGCGAGGGUGAAAAAUUGAGUAUCAAGAGAUUGAAGAGGAUUGAGAUGAAUAAGAGAAAGGAGAAGGAGAAGAAUGAAUUGAUAGAGAAAUUGAGAGGUGAAAAUGGGGGUGGAUUUGGGCUUAAGAUUGUCGAUAAUGGCGAUGGAAAGCUUGAGGUUGUCGAAAAUGGCGGCGAGGGUCGAACAUUGGGUGUCAAGAAAUUGAAGAAGAUGUUAAAUUGGGAGAAGGAGAAGAAUGAAUUGGGAGAGAAAAGUGAGGGCGAUGUUGUAUUGGGUGUGAAAGAAGGUAGUGAUUUAAGCAAGGAAAAAAGAGUUCCUAUGAAGAAGAAAAAGAAAAAGAAGAAGAAAUCGAAGUUGAAAUCGAAAGCAAAGAUUGAGACCGAGGAGAAGCAGUCUGAGGUUGAUAAUGCUGUUUUUCCAGAACAAAUUGUUGAUGAGACUAGGGAAGGAAAUGAGGAUGAUUGUAAGAAAGUAUAUGUUGGAGGGAUGCCAUAUAGUUCGACCGAGGAUGAUAUGUGGAGUUUCUUUGAUCAUUGUGGUACUAUAACUGAUAUUGAUUGUAUGAAAUUUCCUGAGACUGGAAAAUUCAGGGGUAUUGCUUUUAUCAGCUUUAAGACAGAAGAGGCUGCUAAAAAAGCCCUGGCACUAGAUGGAUCUGAGAUGGAUGGCUUUUACCUGAAAAUUCAACCCUACAAGGCAACUCGUACCACUAAAUCAUCAGCCUUUAUCCCACCAGUCAUAGAGGGCUACAACAGGAUAUAUGCUGGAAACUUGUCAUGGGAUAUCACAGAAGAAGACUUGCAAAAGUUCUUUUCUGAUUGUAAUAUAACGUCCAUCCGAUUUGGGGAGGAUAAAGAGACUGGAGAAUUCAAAGGAUACGCACAUGUGGACUUCUCUGACAGCGACUCUCUUACAAAAGCAUUGAAACUGGAUCAGCAGGUAGUAAGUGGACGGACUGUGAAGAUAAGUCGUGCAGUCCCUGUGAGAGCAGGUAUAAGAAAUCCAGGGUCUGUCUCAGCACCAUCAACUGUAAAACCUCAACAGAAUAAUAUUGGAGUUAUGCCACCAGCUGUAAAACCUGAAGAGAAUUAUAGUGUUAUUAUGCCAGCAGCUGUACAACCUGAAGAGAGUUAUGAUGAAGUUUUUCCACCAGUAGUACAACCACCAGAGAAUAAUACCGGGGUUAGCUCUGGGAAGCUUAAGAGGAGGACUUGCUAUGAAUGUGGUGAACGCGGUCACAUUUCUUCUGCCUGUCCAAAGAAACAAGCUGCUGAACAAACCGCUCCAAAUGCUGGUUAGUAGUCAUAGAAUUGUGAACAUCUCCAACCACUUGCCGUGGAGAAUUUUUUGUGACGCACUUGCAGUAGUUGAUUACCAGCAUAUUGACUCUUUUAUAUAUGGUCUAUAUUUAUAAAAGGAAUAUUAUCUUUCUUGCCCUCAUAGAGUUGAGUUACACAGUAUUUUCUAGGUUUUUUUUUUUUUUUUUUUUUUUGUUACACAGUAUUUGCUAGUUUUACGGAUUCGUAAUUUGUACCUCUUUCUCCCCUUCUGUAGGAGCAACUUCUACCAUUUUGUUUUCUGAAAAAGAUAAUAUGAAAUUUCACAA